GUUGGACGUGAAGUAUCACUAACUAGGAUUCGGAUAUCUCCGUCAACUGAACGAUUUCAGUCUUUGGUAAGUUGCUAACGAACAUAUUAUUUCACAACUGUAGGACUUUUUCACAAACGAACUUAUCGAGCUGCUUGUACAACAGAGCCAAUUAAUCCAGUUUUUUAAGUUGUUUUACGUGAAUUUUUCCGGAGACUAACAGGGACUUCUCUUUUAGAGGACACUACCCACAGUUACCGCAGCUUGUACCAUGCUAUUGAAAAUGUUGAAAGUCUCCUUAUGAGCAACAAAAAGCACAUCGUCUAGUUUCGUUACCGCUCAAGAAAGUUUCCUGAACUUUCCUUUAUUCCCAAACAUCACUCAUGCUUCAUGCUCGAUUUAGAGCCAACGCCUUGGACUUAAGCUGCGUCUAGAAUGUUCUACCUCAAAAUUUUGUUGUUCUUUGCCAAUGAUAGCAGUAAUAUAUGAGAAAUGUUUUGCAUUACAAUAUAUGAAAACUGUGGUCAAGGUCUGUAUUUCUACCAAAGUUCUACAUUUUUUGACCUUAAGGCUUUUUUUCACUACUUGCAGGAGACAACGUCUUAUUUUACUAACGUUAGACCACAGUCAUAAUAAAUUCAAGUUCCUGAUGUGCUCGAGUGAUUUGGUGCCUUACGCCCAUAACAUAUUCCUUUCUGCUAUCACAGGAUACUAAUAACUUUUUUUUUAAAGCUAAUGAAAUUAAGCUUAGAGUUAGCAUCCCAAAGAAAGAGAUACGUGAUACAACUCACUAUGACUGUGAAGAUGACUACCGCACAGGUUGUCGAAACGUCAGUCACUGUCAACAACAACAGUCCUAUUCAGGACUACGUUCACCCGGACGAUCAAAUUCAACCUACUUCUGAAAGAAAGAGUGUUAAAAAUCAUCCGGGCAAAAAUUAUUUAGCAUUUAUUGUUUUCUUCUUCCAAGUAAGAAGGUAAACCUAAAUGUAUAUUACAUCCAACCGCAGAUCCACAAUGAAAGCGUCUAUGACAGCAGCCAUUCUUUUCUUCGUCCUGGGCGUCUCCCUUGGACGUAGCCGCUUUUCUAGUUCCGAAGUUUAUGGUGAUGCUGACGAUGUUACAAUUCCCGGUAAGUUCACUGACUGCGAAGUUACUUACCAUUCAUUACUCCAGGCCUUUAAUUGUGUGUGUGUGUGUUUGUGUACAUAGCGAGCCUUUAAUUUGCGCCCAACUCAAGGAAAUUAAUUGCAUCAUCUACAUAUUUUUGAAGCCAGGAUAUUUUGCAAAAUUAUAAAAGAAAUUGUUAUAUUCCUAGACUUUCACUCAACUAAACAGGGACAGCCAUUGUCUGGUUCUUGGUCACAUGGCCUUGACUAAAAUCAAAUGUAUCCCGAUCGUGAUACAUUACAGCACGUGACCAAAGCAUGGUUUGAAACGGCGUGACAGAAGGCGGGAAAAACAGUGCCAGUUUUCUUUUUCGUGAAUGAACAAACAAAACAAACAUGAAGCCUCAAGCUAAAAAGCAACGAUUUUCAAAGUUAUCCCACAAGGGAAACAGCAGCUAGUGGAGGAAGAAGAUGCCGAUAAUAUAAGGAAAGUACUUUGUAAAUCAUUCAUUCAGUGGUUUUGAGAAUCAAAUUUGUGUUCUUAUACAUAAGUACCGAGUCGACUGUUUUGAUUCGUUUCGCUUAAGCGUAUUCUUUUGUUGCUGUUGAAGUACGUUGAAGUUAAAUGCUAGGAAUAUAACAAAACAAUUAGUGUCAGGUCCCUCGGGAAACCAGUUACUUUUGUUUUUUCCUCGAGUCCUGUUUCCCUCGGGAUCUGACAACAUUAAGUGUAUAAUGUCGAUAUAUUUCCGUUUAAUGUAGACCAUGUCAAGUGAACCAACCCUUCACUGAAAACUUUACCAGUUCGUUUUCGGACAUGUCAUUUAUUUUCAUCGUUCCCAAAAAUCUUCUUCAUAUACCAUCAGAAAUUUUGGGGAGAAAGCUUACUGGAACAGGAUAUCAUGUCACUGCAGAAACAGAAAAGCCACCAUAAGGAAAUUCUAGAGUAAGCAGAAAACCUCUGGCGCCGAUCUGUUGAAAAAGGCUCGUUUUAGAGCCAACCUCUAGGACCUAAGAUGCAUCUAGAAAAUUCUAUCUCAAAGCUGUCUUGUUCUGUGGCAAUGAUAUCAAUAACAUAUGUUAAAUUUUCUGCAUAUUAAUGGUGAAAAGUAGUGAACAGAGUCCAUACGUCAAAGCUGUUGCAAUUCUACAAAAGCAUUAGUAAUCCCGGUGUUGUGGUCUGGCCUUUCUGGUCUGGGUGAGUUGGGUGGGGCCCUUUCCCUCUCGGCACCUUUGCCCAGUAGAAUAGAGAAAACGAAAACGGGUAUGGAUAUUUGUAUUUAUGGUCAAAAAAUGGGGGGUGUCCUUCCUUGUAAAGUUUGAAACAGGGUAUGGAUUUUUAUAAUAUUGAUCAGAAAACGUGCACGUUUCAUUCUGUGGCCUGAAAAUAGGGUAGGGAUUGUUACAAUUUUAUUCAAAAAUGGUAAUGUUUAGUUGUAUGGCCUGAAACAGCGGAUGCAUUUGUACAAUUUUCAUCAGAAAAUUUCGUUCUAUGGUCUCAAAUAGUGUAUAGGUUUUGAACAAAUUUAAUCAGAAAAUAUGCAAGUUUCGUUUUGUGGUUGAUCUGAAAUAGGGAAGGAAUUUUUAAAAUUUGGAUGAGAAAAUGGGUACCUUUCCUUCUAUGUUAUGGAUAUUCACAAAUUUUAUCUGAAAAUGGGUAUGUUUCGUUCUAUAUUGGAAACAGGGUAUGGAUAUUCCCAAUUUUGUAAAAAUUUUCUUAAAAUGGGUAUGUUUCCUUCCAUGGUUCUAAACCGGGUAUAGACUUUUACAAUUUUAAUCAGAAACUAGGUAUGUUUCGUUCUAUCUUUUGAAACAGAUCAUGGAUUUCUACAAUUUUGAUCAGAGCUUGGCUAUGUUUCAUUCUAUGGUUUAAUUAGAGAAGUGAUAUUUCUAAUUUUGACCAAAAGCUGGGUAUGCUUGGCUCUAUGGUGCGGAUUAGAAUAUGCAUUUCUAAAUUUUUGAUCAGAAAAUGAAUAUUAUUCGUUCUAUGGUCUGAAAUAUGCUAUAGAUUUUUACUGUUACUUGAACUCUGGUUCAAAAAUUGGAUUUUAAAAAACAUCAUUUGGUGAGAAAUUAGGCGCCAGAAUUACUCCUUCUGAUCUCAGAUGGUCCCGCUUACCCCUACCUAUAGCUAAAAUUUCGAUGAGUUCGUCCCCCCGAAAAGCUGUUCAAUGACUGCUGUUUUUAGGACAGUGAUAUUAGGAAGUGUCACAAACACUUCUCUCUCACCCAAAAUCGAUUUCAAAACUGCAUCACUUCCAACAAAAAAAAAAACUGUUUUCUUGCUGAAUGUAGCUUCUCCAAGCUCCAUCAAUGAACAGCUCUAAUAAAAAUAAUAAUAAUAAUAAUAAUAAUAAUAAAAUAAUAAUAAUAAAGAAGAUGGGUUAGUGCCGAAAAUUUUUUUUUCCACUUUUAAACAGCAUUAAUGACAGCUAAUGUUAUGUAUACAUCAUUUUAAACACAUGCAAAAUCAGUAAAGUAAAAAACUUUUCUUAUUAAAAUAGUAAACUAGCUUAUUGCUUAUAACAAUGAUAUAUUGUUUUAAAAUUUCAUGGUAAUAUAUCUAGUAUAUUUCAGUAUUUACUAAUCUACAUUUUCUAUAAUUUACAAAAAAAAUUAUUUCUAAUAAUAAUAAUAAUAAUGGUCUUUAUUAAAAUAUUAGAAACAAACGUUAAAACUUACAGAGUAAAAAGAUUAAGGAAAACUGUCCAUGAUUAAGACACUCAAAAGCAAAAAAAAUUUACACUCGUGUAAAAAUCAAAUAAGCAUCUAUUUACAAAGCAUUUUUUAAACGUUUCGGUUUGGACACGUUGGAUCAGUUAGGGGUGUGCUGUACUGUGAAGAGCUCCGCUCUUACGAGGAGGAAGGAGCUCAUGAAGCGGGUGCUUGGGAGUGCCAAAUUAACAACACUGUUAUAUAACUUCCUGCCCCUUUGCUUAAUAAUCUUCUGAACCAGUGUAACUAUUUAAUAUAUCCUAUAAAUGCGGCUGAGGUAUUUAGUUUGCUAGGCUACUCCGGAUAUUCACUUGUUUGAUGCAAAAAUGAUUAUCUUUAAUUCUGUGGUCAGAAACAGAGUAUGCAUUUUUAUAUUUUGAUCAGAAAAUGAGUAUGUUUCGUUCUAUGUGCUGAAACAGGGUUAGGAUUUUCUUACUUUUGAAGAGACAAUGCGCAAGUUUCCCUUUGUGUGGCCUUAAAAUAGGGUAGGGAUUGUUACAAUUUUGAUCAGAAAAUGGGUAUAUGAUUUAAUUGUACUAUGGCCUGAAGUACGGUAUUUAUGUGUACAGUUUUGAUUAGAAAAUGGGUAUGUUUGGCUCUAUGGUCUGAAACAGGUUAUGCAUUUUGUACAAUUUUCAUCACAAACGCUUCGUGCUCCGGUCUUAAAAAGCGUAUAGAUUUUAAAAAUUUCGAUCAGAAACUGGGUAUGUUUCGUUCUAUGGUCUAAAUUAGGUUAUACAUUUUUACAAUUUCGAUCAGAAAAUGGAUGUGUUUCGUUCUAUGGUCUGAAACGUGGUAUAGAUUUUUACGUUACUAGAACUGCGUUCCAAAAGAAAGAGAAUUUGGUGAGAAAUUAGUUGCCGAAUUUACUUCUUCUGGUAUGAAAUAGUCCCUCACACGUUACCUAAAAUUUCUUUGAGUACAAUCCCCGGAAACUUCUUCGAUGUUGCUGUUUUGAGGACUGUAAUAAAGAAGUCUCACAAAUGCGUCUCUCUUGCUCAAAAUCUAUUUAAAACUGUAACAAUUUCAACAAACAAAAGCGGUUUUCUCGUUGAAUGUAGCUUUUUGAAGCUCCAUCAAUUAAAAGCUCUACUAUGGAUAGCUUCUUCUAUGGAUAGCUCGUGUUUAGACAGUUUUGACCUUCAGAUAUCUCUUUCUGAGUACGUCACGCUCUUCUGGGAAAGAAAAGAUUUAACGCUAGCUUAUGUCUGUGUUUAUGAAUGCUAAUUUUACAGAGAAACGUUUUUUGUGGUGGUGGCAUCCUCCUGCUCCUCCAAGCACACACAACACUUGGAAUGGCGGCAAUAAUAAUGGUGGUAGCGUCAGCAAUCAACAAGGUGAUGUUGCAAGUCCAGGUAAGUUCACUAAUUCCAAAGCUACUUAACACUGAUAAGACGACCAGGAUGUUUCGCUCUAUAGUGUAAACCAGGCUAUGGAUAUUAACAACUUUGAUCAAAAUAUGGGUAUAUCCUUUUAAUCGUCUGAAACAGGGUGUGGAUAUUUACAAUUUUGAUCCAAAACUGGGUAUGAUUCGUUCUACGGUGCAAAAAAGAUAUAGAUAUUCAAGAUUUUGAUGAGAAAAUGUGUAAGUUUCCUUCUUUUAAACUAAAUAGGGUAUGGAUUUUUAUACCUUUGAUUAAAACACUGAUCUGUCUGAACACGGGUCUUUCGUUCUAUGGUCAGAAACAGAGUAUGGUUUAUUAUAGUUUUCACUGACUCCACAUCUAUCUAACAGUGGUCAGAAAAUCAGCAUGUCUCGCUCUAUGGUGUAACACAGGGUGUGGAUAUUAACAAAUUGGAUCAAAAUAUGGGUAUAUCCUUUUAAUUGUCUGAAACAGGGUAUGGAUAUUUACAAUUCUGAUCCAAAAAUGGGUACACUUCCGGUUCUAUGGUCUGAAAAAAGGAUGAAUGUUCAACAUUUUGAUCAGAAAAUGGGUAUCUUUCGUUCUGUUGUGUCCAAAAGCGUAUUGAUAUAUUAAAAUUUUUCAUCAGAAAAUGUGAGUUUCCUUCAUACACAUGAAAUAGGUAUGGAUUUUUAUAAUUCUGAUCAGAACACGGGUUUGCCUCGUUCUACGGUGUGAAAGAUUCAACGGAUAUUCAUAGUUUUGAUCCAAAUAUGGUUUUCUUUAGUUCUAUGGUCAGAAAAAGAGUAUGGAUUUUUAUACUUUUGAUUAGAAAAUGAGUAUGUUUCGUUCUAUGUGCUGAAACAGGCUUAGGGUUUUCUUACUUUUGAAGAGACAAUGUGCAAGUUUCCCUUUGUGUGGUCUUAAAAUAGGGUAGGGAUUGUUACAAUUUUGAUCAGAAAUUGGGUAUGUUUUGUACUAUGGCCUGAAGUAGGGUUUUUAUGUGUACAGUUGGGCAUGUUUGGCUCUAUGGUCUGAAACAGGUUAUGCAUUUUGUACAAUUUUCAUCACAAAAUGCUUCGCUUCGUGCUGUGGUCUUAAAAAUCGUAUAGAUUUUAAAAAUUUUGAUCAGAAACUGGGUAUGUUUCGUUCUAUGGCCUGAAUUAGGUUAUGCAUUUUUACAAUUUCGAUCAGAAAAUGGAUGUGUUUCGUUCUAUGGUCUGAAACGUGGUAUAGAUUUUUACGUUACUAGAACUGCGUUCCAAAAGAAAGAGAAUUUGGUGAGAAAUUAGUUGCCGAAUUUACUUCUUCUGGUAUGAAAUAGUCCCUCACACGUUACCUAAAAUUUCUUUGAGUACAAUCCCCGGAAACUUCUUCGAUGUUGCUGUUUUGAGGACUGUAAUAAAGAAGUCUCACAAAUGCGUAUCUCUUGCCCAAAAUCAAUUUAAAAACUGCACCAAUUUCAACAAACAGAACCUGUUUUCUCGUUGAAUGUAGCUUUUAGAAGCUCCAUCAAUUAAAAGCUCUACUAUGGAUAGCUCGUGUUUAAAGACAGUUUUGACCUUCAGAUAUCUUUUUCUGCGUACGUCAAGCUCUUCUGGGAAAGAAAAGAUUUAACGCUAGCUUAUGUCUGUGUUUAUGAAUGCUUAUUUUACAGAGAAACGUAUUUUCUGGUGGUGGCAUCGUCCUGCUCGUCCAAGCACACACAACACUUGGAAUGGCGGCAAUAAUAAUGGUGGUAACGUCAGCAACAAACAGAAUACCGGUGGCAACGGUGGAAGCAACUCUUGGACUGGCGGGAACGGAAAUACUGGAUCUGUAUCUAACAACCAACAAGGCUAAAGGGGCUUUGUUU
This is a messenger RNA of Porites evermanni, 7001 nucleotides long. NCBI's taxonomy places the organism in Eukaryota, Metazoa, Cnidaria, Anthozoa, Scleractinia, Poritidae. The record is from the annotation of a GenBank genome assembly.